AUGGGACUUCAUUAUUUGCAUGAGGGUUCUGAACUCAUAAUCAUUCACCGUGAUCUAAAAGCUAGUAAUGUACUUUUGGAUAAAGAUUUGAACCCCAAAGUUGCAGAUUUUGGCAUAGCAAGAGUAUUAGAGGCAGGUGAAAGUUCAAACACCAGCAGGAUUGUUGGGACUUAUGGAUAUAUGGCACCCUACUUUGGAGUGCUGGUACUGGAAAUCCUGAGAGGCCAAAGAAACAAGAAUUUCAUGAAUGUUGGGGGCCUCAUGAAUCUUACAUGGAAAAGUUGGCGCGAAGGAACAGCUGCAAAUAUGAUAGAUCCUAUCGUGAGGAGGGGUAGCACGGAUUCUCUGGACAUAAUGUUGAGAUGCAUGCACGUUGGGUUGUUGUGCAUUCAGGAAAGCCCAGCUAGUAGGCCAACAAUGGGUUCUGUCACUCAAAUGCUUGGUGCCUCCACCAGCAUACUCCCUACACCUUCAGAACCAGUAGCUCAUAUGGUAUCUGAGGAAUAUCGUCCAACAAAUACAUAUUACAGGCAGGCUGAACCUGAAGCAUCUGUCUGUAAUAUGGAUAUGUCAGAAACUGAGUUUGAUCCGCGGUAA
This is a messenger RNA of Salvia splendens (bonfire salvia), 597 nucleotides long. RefSeq names its product putative receptor-like protein kinase At4g00960. Gene Ontology annotation, biological process: protein phosphorylation. Gene Ontology annotation, molecular function: ATP binding; protein serine/threonine kinase activity. Gene Ontology annotation, cellular component: plasma membrane. The record is from RefSeq and is a predicted model, not a curated record. Bases 1 to 597 code for a protein of 198 amino acids. The transcript is spliced from 4 exons. NCBI's taxonomy places the organism in Eukaryota, Viridiplantae, Streptophyta, Magnoliopsida, Lamiales, Lamiaceae.